UUGAAAAUACGAUUUGUAUGGUUGUGCGCUUGUGAACAACAUUGGAAUUUUUGAAAGUUUUUCUUAAGAUAUUUGACCGCAUCUGAGUGUUUUAUAUAAAGAACUACUAUAUGAUAUUUGCUAAUGUUUUAAAUAAUAAGAUGAAGAAAAUUAAUAGCAAAACCCAAGUUUUAGGAGUUGUGUAUCGUAACGAAAAGUUGUAUGGAAUCACAACAGCAUAAUGGAUGAGCGUCAACAACCGGUUCGAAACAAUCCGAAGGGGGAUGUUAAUAACUCGAACAUCUCAGCCAACGAGAUUCAUCGUAUAGCAGCAAAACCUCAUCAAGUAAUAACUAAAAUUGCCAAAAUAUCUUACACAAGCACUGUAAAAGCAGCGAAAAAAGAUCACGCAUCAAAACAAUCAACACAAUUUCAGCAAUUGGAAGACAAUUCAACAACAAUUGAGUUAAGAAAAACAAACACCAUUCAACAUUCUCAAAAUGAGUUUGCGGAGAAGAAGGAAGAGCGUGAGAAAGAAUUCACCGACCUUAAAUUAUAUAUAAAUGAAAUAGCAAAAAACAAAACAACUUUUGAUGAUAAAGAGAAAGGUUCACACAAAGACAACACAACACUGGUUGACAAUGAGGAUAAUAGUAAAAAAACUGCGCUCACAUUUCGUAGGUGUAAAACUGAAAUACUUGGAAGCAAACUUAGGUCACAUUCAGAAGGCCGUGUAAAAACAAGUGUAGGUGCUAAAGCAAGAUCAAAGUCAAGUCAGCCACCAGAAGCGAAAUCGUCUGAAUCUCUGCAUACUACUCCCAGAAAUACUAAGCGUAAGUCUUACAACGUUGAAGAAGCCCGAAAAUUUUUAGAAAAACAAAAGUAUCAAAGACGGUUUCAGUCCGCAGCUUCUACAUUGAAACUCAGCAAUGAAAAAACUGCUUUAGAAAAAGAGCAAAUCAGAAAGAGACUUGAAGACCUUCGUAAGAAUUCUAGAGCAAUCAUUACUAAAAAUGUUAAUAAAAAGAAAUUUUCCUCUGCAAAAAAUAUUGAAACAAUUAGUAAACCUAAAAUCUGUACAGAAACAGCAAACAAAGAAAAGACUGAUUGUAUCUUAAACAAACCCAUUGGAAAUAUAGCGAGCGGUGGCAGAAAAACUUUAAAAGGUUUUGCUGAUGUUUAUGACAAUAAUAAAACCACACAAGUUGUAAUCGAUGAUCCGACGUCAACAUUUACAGAUUAUAAAAUAAAAAAUGCGUCUCAAAAAGAUGAAACUAAAGUUGAAAGCACUGACCCAACAAAAGAUCCGAAAGCAAAUGAGCAAAUAAAAGGAGAAACGCCAAAUUCUCUGUAUCCGAGCAAAAAACGAAUUGGGCUAUUACGAAAAAAGAAAACUAAAGACCACUCGUUCAGCGCCAUUAAAGAAUUUAGCUACGAUAAGGAAAAUAUUGCACUGGAGAUGAUGACGCCGAAAUUUCAGUCGGACGCUGGUCGGUUCUACGAUACCGCGCUGAACCGGUGUGAUGCCUCGGGCCAAGGACCAUCUCCUCAGCAAGCUGAUUCAACGCCGAAAUUUCCUCAAUCUGUUUCUGAUGAUAAGCACACUGCGACAGGGCUGAUAAAUUCACAAGAAAACCUAGUAGAAACCACAUAUCGCAACCCCAUAUCUGCUAGAAAUACCUUAGAAUGCGGGCAUUCAGAUGAGCUGAAAAAUAUUGAGAUAUCAAAAGGCAAUGCUUCUGAACCUAUCAAUAUAAGUUGUAAUGAAUCACAAUCUAAACUAGAGAACAUACCACAGAGUGAUCUUCCAUGUUGGCUGAAACAAAGUGCAGUGCAAAUUUAUCCAUACAAUUUCAUAAUGGCUGUCAGACGCAAACUCGAAGCACUGGCUGAUGUAAAACAGUCUACGCAUAAAACUACAUCUACUAAAGAUUUGCCCUUAUCCAAAUCGGAAAGUGGGGCAACGUUUGUUAACAGUGAACCAAUUGAAGAAUCUUUAAAAAAAACAUGUGAUUCAGAAAGUAAAAAAUCAGUGCUUGAGAAAUCAUUCGUAACCCAUACAAUAGAAACAGAAAAAGGAGUUGGUCAAAAAUUAAUAAAGCCUAGAAGUUACACCACUCAAUCUCAAUCUGAAUUAAACUCUAAUCUUAGUUCAAUAUCAAUACAGCUAAAGCCAUCUUCAAAUACUGUUUCGGAAACUACAUCCAAAAAAUCAGAAAGUAUCCCGUUAACAAAUCAGAAAUCAAAAGCUAACUCACUAGCAUCAGAAGAUGACACUACGAUUUCCAGUUCAAUAUUUAAUAGCCCACAAAGAAAUGUUCGCCACAUAAAUGCAAAUAUUGAUGGAAACAAACAGGACGAAACUAUGGGGGCAAUCAGUCCGCUGUCUCUAGAACGCGUAGAAAAUCUAAUAAUUACCUCAAACAAGAAACUUAAAAAGGCAAUUGCAGCGAGACAUGUGAAUACGCAUCGAGGCGGUAUACUAGAAAAUCUGGUACAUAAAAACAACCUAACGCACGAAAUCGAUUUUAAUAAACUUCUAGAUGACUUCAAUCGUAGUUUAUCACAAGUAAUUGAAGUAAAUGAUCGGCUAAAAACGACUAUUGAUAAAUCGCAAGACAUUUGUGCUAGAGAACAUAAUUUAAAACGUCCCGAACGCAGUGUUCCAAAAGAAUCUGAUGAAUAUACAGAAGACUUUGAAAAAAAUUCUAGUCAAAGAUCUCAGAACGCCAACUCAGAUUUGUACAAUGAAAAAGACGGAAAUAACGCAUAUUUUAAGAAACGAAAUAAAAUUCAUAAAAAUGAAACCGUUGAAUCACAACAAUCUCAUUCUGGCACCGAUGGAUUAAAAGAAGGAAGUUCCUCUAAACAUUUGAACCAAAUUAGUCGAUCUUGUACCAAUUCUAGUUUAAGAUCUUUUAAUUCGAAUAAAUCGAGUGAAUUUUCACAAAAAAACCGAUGCCCCAUGACCGAGGUAGUUUCGCAACAAGACUUAAGUAAACCUUUUCACAAAAUCGAAGAAGUAAAGGCAGAUUUUAAGCAAGCCAUUUUAAGUUCACAACAAAUUAGACGUCGCGAAGACUACCAGUGGGAAUCUAAAAUAUUUUCUUCUAAAAUGGGCAGUAAAACCUUAACAAUGGAAGAGCAAGAAAAGUCUGAACAAUCAGAAUUACGAUUGUCGUUAGAUAAGUCACCAGAUCCCGCAAACGUCGUUUGGCAAAAUGAAAAUGAGAAUUCUGAUAGUGUAACGGAAGACAUUCAAAGCGAAUGUAAAAGCGGAAUUGAACAAGAAGUUGAAAGUUCCAAAUUACAAAGGAAAAUAUCUACCACAGCAUUGCGAGAUCGCAUCAAUGCCUACAAUCAACACAUGACAUCCAAAUACGCAACUGCAAGCCAGAAAAUUCUGGAAAUGUUUGACCAUUCCAGUUUGGGAAUUUCCUUGGGUUCCACAAACAACGACAGUUUAUCUGAUUCAACGUGUAGCUACUCGAAUGUCGGUCUGUAUGAAAAAUUAAUACGAAACGAAACAACAAAAUCAGAACAUUUGACGGCCUUAUUAAAAAUGCGACAAAAGGCUUUGUUUGAUCGUACUAAAGGACAAAUUGCAUGGUUGGAAGUGCAGAAAGAGCGUUGCAAAGCUAAAGGAUUACUUUUACAAAUUUCCGUAAUUAAAAAAAAACAACGUGGAAUUUUAAUGAAAAUGGAAAAAAAGCGUGAGGAAAUUAAAAGGCUACUACAAUCAACUACCACAACAACCUCAACAGAGUCGUCGUCGGCUAAUCGUGCAGCGAAAGAAUGCGUGUCUUCACCAAAAGAGUCAGAUAAGAGUGUAGUUUCUCAGAAAUCUAUUUCGAAAAUUAGUCACAAAAUUACGCAAUUGUGUCGUAAUGAGAACCUGCCUUCUUCAUUAGUUUCACUCCCACAAGUUGCAUUAGUGAGCUCUAUUUCCAAAUAUGCUCGUGGCAGUUCACAAUCAAAAAUUGACUUCGAAACGACUCGCUCAGUACCCGUGGUGCGUGCAAAUUACGGCCUUGAAUCAUCCCGUUCCCUUGAAGAGCUUUUACAGAAACGUGAAUUAGAUUUACGACGGCGUCGCGAACAUGUGGAGCGACUGAUGCAGUGGCACCGCCGACUGGACCAGGAAGAAGCUGAUGUUCUACAAAUGGAGAAUGCACUACUUACUUACAGCACACACAAAAGCCAAUAUAAACCUGUUAACCCUGGCGAGGGAGAGAAAGAGCGCCUAAACCACGCAGGCGUGGUUCCCUUAAAAAAUAUUAGUACUCAUAAAAAAUCUCAACGUCGUUUAAAGGAAAUAGAAGAUAGUUUAAGAGAACUAAAUAGCAUUUCCAGUGCGCAUACGACAGCGGGAAGUAACGAGGAGAGUAGAGAAGAUAGUAAAUCUAGCGCUGUUGAUUGCGUCCGAACUACUGGCAUUAAGUUAAAUAAACUGUGGCGUCGUCUGACCUCUCAGCAGAUCGAAAAAUAUGAACCUAACAAACAUUAUCAGCUUUCGAAGCCUGAUUUGGAACGUCUUUAUGAAGCAGCAAAACUAGCAGUGCUUGAAGAUUUUGCGCGGAAUGAAGGUCGUUUGGCAGCUGAACUUUUAGAGAAAAGUAUAUCGACUUUGAGUAACAACAUAUCACAGACAUCUUUACAAAAACAGCCUGAGCCCAUUUCAGUUCCACCAUUAAAUUUAUGUACCAGUUCGGAACCGUCUGAUAAAGAAAAGGAUUCUUGGGAAGAGACAUCUACCCACUCAUUACUUGAAAACUACAGUCCCUGCACUGCAGCAAAAAACUUCCAAUUUUUCGCAACUGGUUCGAGUGCAGCCAUUUUGUGCUCUACCUUUAUACCAUCUUCGUUUGAAGCCAAUAUAUUGUUAACAAAAACCAAAUCGGAAUUGAAUUUACAUCCAAGUAUGAGAAAUUCUUCGCCGCGUAUAGCCAACGAUGUUGGCUUAAUGCGCAGUCUUUCUGACACUGUAUUAUAUGAUAAAUAUCGUUCGCCAAAGGGCAGAAAAAUAGAAAUAUUGAAUACAUAUAAAAAUAACCCUGCAGUAAAUGUCAAGCGUUCUAUGUUGAAUACUGAAACUAAUCUAAAAUUACCACAUCCAUCUAGUACAUCACAACAAAUAUCGUUUGAGCAAGCAAAUGACAGCUCAAGUACUGGCACAGAGCACAUUACUGUAGCAUCUAGCCUGCAGACGGAAAGGCUACCAGAUAAAACCACCCCAGUUAAAGAAACCGCGGAGAUUGAAAACUGUUCAGUUUCCACUGAAACAUUAUUUCAUACAGCAAAUGAGGAGCUAAAAACUACUGCUGAUAAACAGGAAAUUCAGAGUUGUUCGGAGCAUAUUUCGUCAUGUAUUCAGUCUUCCUGUAGCUCUGAAAUUAGUAAUACCGACAUUCCCCAGGAAAGUUCGAACUGCAUAAUUUCAACAGUUUCGUGGCCAGAGCAAAUUCAAAAUGUUAGCAAUAACUCAGUGAAUGAUACGAAUGAAUCGUUUAACUCAAAAACAUUUGUAAGUCAACCUAAGUUAAUUCAAUCUGAAGAGACUGCUACUGAAAAUCAGGUUUUAAAUACAUACGAAGAGGAUUUUGAAAGCACCAGCGAGUUAACGCAAUUAGAUGAUUUAUCAUUACCGCAUUUUGAAAGCAUUGUAGAAAUAUCUCUUGCCGAUAAUAAUGGCAAUGAAGAAGUGGGUGAAAAUGAAAUUCACAUCGAUAUCGAAAAUAAAGACCCAGACAUAGAUAAGCCAAUUUGUUCUGGAGCUUCAGAAAAAGUGGGAAAAACGCAACCAAUAUCAACCAAUCCUGAAGCUACACCAGUCCCGCCACCACCGCCGUCACCGUGCUCAACAGAUAACGCACGUUUACAAUCAGCAGUACAAAGUAUAAGCAAUCUGAACGUUUCCAUGUCUGUCAACACUGUACAACUUAUGCCCGACAUAAUAAAUGAACUGGAAAUCCGUCGUUGCCAACAAAUUAUAAUCGAGAACGAGCAAUUGAAGCAAUUCGAUAAUCCUUCAGCUGCUGGGCCGUACAUGUACGUCCGUGAAAUACCAAAUAAGCCUCCUCCGCCGUACGUACCUCCUGCUCACGGGAGUCCUAUGACAACUAUAUUUCCAUCAGAAGAACGAAUUAGAGAAAUUUGCUAUCGACGCACACACGAAUUAUACUGCGAACUCUUAAAGACUGACUAUAUUAGCGAAACUGGAGAUAAAAUACCUUUAGUAAUGGACGAAAAAAUAACAAAUAUCUACGAGCGUAUAAUACUCGAUAUCUGUCGUGAAUAUCUAGAUGAGCACAGGGAGGUCCUAAUGCAAGGGGACCCAAUAAAUUUCCACACUCAGCUAGCAUUCUUUAAUCCACCCAAUCGGUUACGUUGCAUCCAAGAAUCGGUAUACAAAGAAGUGCGACGAUGUCUGGCUAUGGAUAAAACUUCGAAACGACGUACUCCAAUAUAUUCAGUAUAUGGUCAAAGGGCCAAGCGCGAUCAUAUCGGAAAAAUUAUAAUACAGGAAAUGUAUGACGAAGACGAUAAAUGGUGUAACUUCCAUCGCGAAGAAAAUGAAGUAGUGGAACUAAUUAUUUACGAAAUGUUAACGAAAUUCUUAUAUGAUCUAGCUGAGGAGGUUCUUCUUGAGGAAGGAGGCUCUGUUGAAAUCCCAAACCGAGAUAAUAAAGAUGAAAGUGAUGAAAAUAUAAAUUUAAGUUCCUGUGAAGCAGAAUCAAAACUACCGAUUGGCGAUGUAUAAUCAGUAUCCAAAGCAGACAUAUCAGCUGGUGAAAAACCUUAACUAAUAAUUCCACUUCUGAAAUGGUAUCUGAUAUUAUAAUAAAUUUUCUACGGUUAACUAGAAUUAUGUACUUAUUUAAAGAAGUACUUCAUUUUAUAUCGGAACCUAUGAUUUAAUUGCAUCAUAUAUGUAUACGGACGCAGCACAGUAAUCCGUUUUGUACAAAUUUUUAUCAUAAUAAAUAAUUACAAAGAAUUUAUUAAGACAGUG
Anastrepha ludens (Mexican fruit fly) is the source of this 6991-nucleotide messenger RNA. RefSeq lists its product as uncharacterized. Gene Ontology annotation, molecular function: microtubule binding. Gene Ontology annotation, cellular component: centrosome. The record is from RefSeq and is a predicted model, not a curated record. Gene Ontology annotation, biological process: microtubule anchoring. The transcript has 7 exons. Bases 221 to 6739 code for a protein of 2172 amino acids. NCBI's taxonomy places the organism in Eukaryota, Metazoa, Arthropoda, Insecta, Diptera, Tephritidae.